AUGGCCGACGAGAUCCCCGCCAGCCUCAGGCAGGCCGAUAUCAGCCUCUUCAAAUGCGCCCAGCGCGCUGCCCAGCUAGGCACCGUCAAACCCAUCGUCGCGUAUUGGUGCGAGUACUUUGUCGUCAACCAGAUCCUAGCCAAGCAGCUGCAUAACAACGAUGUCGACGUGUUGGAGUACACGACCAAGUUGAUGGACAAGCUGGAGCAGACGAAACAGGAAUACCCAAACGAGGAGGCGAUCAUGGACGACACGGCGGCGCAGGCGUACAUCGAGCAAUUUGGACAAGAGACGCUCGACAGGGCGCAGCGCGUUGUCAAGGCGAACAAAGUGACGGUGCAAACCGCUGGUACUUUCGAUGCCGCCGCGACCUUCUUCAACCUUGUCCACAUCUGGGGCACUCCCGACCCAGAGAACCUGCAAAAGAUCAAGUACGCGAAGUGGAACGCCGCCCGGAUAUACAAGGCCAUCAAGGAAGGCAAGGACCCGAACGAGUCGAAUCCGAAGCUGGAAGACCUGGAAGAGCAACCGGCGGUAGACCCGGCGGACCCAGAGGCGCAACAGUUGACCUCACCGGGAGCUGGAGAGGGACCCAAGCCUGUUACCUUGGAGGAAGUUCCGGACCGGGAACUCAGAAGGGACUCGGCGGGCGUUUCGCUGCCGCACACUCCGGCAUCCACGGCACAGCCCCCAGCGGAUGACGAGCUGGUACUGCCGAGCGCACCGCCAACGGCGCCGCAGGGGUAUUUCGACGGCCAUGCACCACCGGAGCCCCCGUCGCCCAUCUCCCCGCCCUUGCAUGACCCGGUCUCGUACGAACCUCCCGCCGAGCCGACGGCACCAGAUCCGGAUAUCGAGAUCCCGUCUCCCCCUUCGGCACACCCAGAAGGCCCUCCCGCGUCCAUAUAUCAGCCUCCAUCUGCUCCUGCGCCCCCAACCUUUGCCGCCAGCCCCAAGGCCACCCCGGCAGUGGCGCCGCCGCCAACUAGCCCGCCAGACACAUUUAUGAAUACACCACCCUCUGCAACCAUCCCCCGACCGGUGAUUCCCCAGCCCGCCGCACCGCCAGUCGCGCCCGUAGCAACGAGCAGCUACGCCCCACCUGCAGCAACGCAGCAGCAGCAUAAACCACAAGGCAACUUUGCCACGGACGACAUGGCAAUCAUGGCAGCGCAGAAACAUGCGAAGUGGGCUAUUUCGGCUCUCAAUUUUGAGGAUGUGCCGACCGCCGUGAGGGAACUGAGAAAGGCACUUGAGGCGCUGAACGCGUCAUGA
Messenger RNA from Thyridium curvatum, 1275 nucleotides. RefSeq lists its product as uncharacterized. The coding region runs from base 1 to 1275 and encodes 424 amino acids. The record is from RefSeq and is a predicted model, not a curated record. Gene Ontology annotation, cellular component: multivesicular body. Gene Ontology annotation, biological process: late endosome to vacuole transport via multivesicular body sorting pathway. The transcript is spliced from 4 exons. NCBI's taxonomy places the organism in Eukaryota, Fungi, Ascomycota, Sordariomycetes, Thyridiales, Thyridiaceae.